Messenger RNA from Symbiodinium sp. CCMP2456, 4073 nucleotides. The record is from the annotation of a GenBank genome assembly. Lineage: Eukaryota; Dinophyceae; Suessiales; Symbiodiniaceae.
AUGGGCAAGCUGAUUGAGACUCUCGGUUACACAAUGGUGUGGAGUCCAGAGGAGUGCGUGCUACAAUCCCCGGAAGGUCGACGAAUUCCCUUGCAGGUCGAUGGCGGGUGUCCUCAGAUGUGUGAGAUGGAGGCUUUGUCGUUGAUUGCAAGGAUCGAGGACCGUAAGUUGGAGCAGCUCCGGAAUGAGACGUUGACGACCAAGGACAAAGUCAGCUUGUCAGCAGUAGCUAUGGAGCUCCAUUGGAACCACUAUCUCUACGACUACGUGGCGAAGGGGUCCUUUGAGUCCGGUCUACGAGCAGUUCGAGAUGCACCUUUCUUUGAGGAUUUGCCGGGAGAGUGUAUCUCAGGGCUCAUUCCAGGAGCUGGACUGGAGAAUGGUUGGGACAUCUUCAAGCUCAAUGGUCAUUGGCAGGUGAUGCAAUUGGACCAAGGUGACACUUCGGUGGUUGAGCUGGAUGUUGCCCGAUGCAGUGGUCACGAUAUCUUGCGGGAUGAAACGUGGCGAAUGCUGUUGUGGGGAGCGAAGCAUGGUAAGGUUGAUGUUGUGAUGGGUGGUCCUCCUGGACGUGCACUCCAGCAUUGCCGAGGAGGAGAUCGGGACCCGAAGUCGCUGAAGUUGAUCGCCAGAAUGAUGUGGCUUUAUGCUGUCGCACAGGUGGGUCGUGAGCUCAACGCAAGCGGCAUCAAUGCGAACAGGGAUGUUGCCUUCGUAAUGGAGUAUCCUGAAGGAUAUCCGGCUGAUCAGCGUCGAGCUCGUGAGCGACAAAUUCAGGAGGCUGAAGACGCCUUCAGGGUACCGGGACGAAGACGAGGUCCAGCGGCGACUUGGGAGGAGACCCGUCGUUACUGGGAACAAGUUCAAAGGCCUCGCUGGGAUGAUCAAGUGGGACUGAGUACAGUCAGAGGAGAUGUUGCUUUUUGGGACACCAGGAUGUGGAAGGGCUUCCAGCGUGAGCUCGAGAUGAGAAUGGUUUCGUUUGAUCAAGGCGCAAUGGGAGGAGCUACUAGAAACCGAACGACCUUGGGAACCAACGUGCACUCGUUGACAGCGCUGGAUGAGGCUCGACUACCUGAAGAUGAUCCUGUUCCACUACGAGGAGGUCAAGAUUACGUUUGGUCCCCGGGAUUGGUCAGGGCGAUUACAGUUGCCUUGAGUUUCUGGGAUCGCGAACCUCGAUGUGUCCCUCGCUUGUGCGCAAUGACAGCUGAGCAAUGGAAGGAUCAUGUGAAUACAAAUCAUGCUGUAUAUCGAAAGGAUUGUGCUACCUGCGUUAUGUCAAGGGGUGUAGGUCGUCAGCAUCGGCGCAUCCAUCAUCCGGAGGUGUACGUCCUGACAGCAGAUGUGGCUGGACCGCUGAAGCCAGGGCUGGAUGCUACUUCAAAGGGCACUUUAGGCAAGAACCUUCGCUAUUUGCUUAUUGGAAAGUACUUGGUGCCCAAGCUGUUCAUUGAGGAGUACUCAGGCAAGUCCAUACCUCCCGAGAGUUCCGGUGAUCAUAGUCCAGAGCCUCUACCCCUUACUGAGGAGCAACAGCGUGACAUGGACGAGUUGUUCGGUGACCAGGAGGCCAAGGACGCAAUACAGCUUGAAAUACCGCAAGUAGAAGUUGUUGGGUGUGUCAAUGGUGAGCAUGAUGAUUGGGUUGCUGACGGGGACGAGGUUGAGUAUGAGCCUUCGGAAACAUCAGGUGGAGAGGAACCUGAUGAGGAGGAGCAUGCCCAGGGGGAACCAGCAAGUACUCCAGAUGUGGUUAUGCAGGGUGGCGACUGUAAACCACCAGAGAUGACGUUCCUGACGUUUGCCAUCGCGCUAUCAAACAAUCAGUCCGGCACAGUCAAGCGUGGGAUUCAGGACAUGGUGCUCUACCUUCAAAGCCAUGUGUUUCCUAUUUAUCGCUUUCAUGCUGACAAGGGUGAGUUCUACAAUCAUGGUUUUAGAAACUGGCUACGAGAUCAAGGUAUUGACGGUACAUGGUCGGAACCCGGAGUACCACAAGGUAAUGGACAGGCGGAAUCAACGGUGAGAUGGAUCAAAGAUCGUACCAGAACGCUUUUGAGGGCGUCAGGCCUUCCAUUACGAUUGUGGCCAACAGCGGCGGCAACAGCCGCAGCAGAGCAACGAGCCAAGGUACUCGGAUGGAAGUCAUGCUUGGCUGCCCCCUAUGGAGCACCUGUGCAUUUGAGAAAAAAGGCGUUUGACAAGGCUGGACCACUAAAGCGAGAGAUGGGUUUAGAAAGUCGCUGGCUGGUGGGAAAGUAUGUUGGACUUAGCUCUAUAGUUCACCACGGGCAUGUGGUCUACAUUCCACCAGAAGGCGAAGAAAAAGAGAGGUUUCUGCAUACGAUGCACGUUCGACCGAACCUAGUUGAUCCUGGACUACCUGGAGGUGAUCUUCGAGUUGACACUCUACCCAAGCCGAGGAGGAGAGUUCCGCAGAAGACCGAGUCUAAGGAUGUUGAGAUGCGAGUGGUUCGGAAGCUUACAGAGGACAUCAAGGAGCUCGGGACCACUGCAGCGAGGGAGGUCCUGGAUGAGUGGUCCUUGGAGCAAGCACUACGGCUAGUCGACGCUUUGGCUGAAAAAGAGUUCUUUGCGGACAGAAAGUUUGGAGUGUAUCGUCAUGGUGGAGCAGUUGGGUGGCUGUCAGGAGUUGAGGAUUUCCCAGAUCUCACAAAGGUUCUGACGCGGAUUGUACAGGAAAUCGAUCCUGAGGCGACCUUUACAUCAGUGAUGGUGUCCCACAAUACGCCAAAGGUAAUGCACAAGGACUUCAACAACGACUAUGCCACGAAGAAUGUCGUAGUUCCUGUUCGGUGUCCAGAGCAAGGAGGAGAGCUAUGGGUUGAGCUUAAACCUGGGGAUACGGUACAAGGAGAAAUAGAGCAGCGUGGCAAUGGGAAGCAGCUUUUCUAUGGACAAAUGUUACCACUAGCCCCUGGAGAAAGCAUCAAGUUCGGCCCACAGAGAUACCAUGAGACAUCACCCUGGAAGGGUAGACGAGCGGUGAUCAUUGGGUAUACUCCCAACUGCUUGGGGAAGCUGGGACAAAGCGAUUUGGAAGCACUACAUGACCAUGGGUUUCCUGUACCCCUUUCGCAGCUUCCCGAGUACAAUGGCGAUUUACCUCAUGACGAUCAGGUCCGAGUGUCUCCUUUGACAAUAUUGCAAGAUGCUUCACAUGAAAGACAGCAGUCAGACUGGUCGCUGUUUUUGGAUCUUAGCAAUGGAGUGGUGAAGAUCGAUGACGCCGCAAUGGACAGGGAGCUUACACCCAGACUCUACAAGACGGAGGUGAGCUAUACCCCAAACAUCGAGGAAGUCUUGGAGCAGUUGAAGGGGCCACUUGAUGUUACACAUGCCGUGAGUCCCGAUGAAGUGAUGGCCAAUUUGGAAAUGUGGAGACCCUCCAUCAUGAAGGAGCUUGCGGGUAUUGAGAGCGCAAUCGAGAAGCUUCCUCCUGGCACAGAAGCCAGGAGGAGAUGGCUCAGCACUCCAGGAGUUCAGAGACUCCCGAUGAAGUUUGUGUUCACGGUCAAGCCCAACGACAAGGCGAUCUUGGAGGACGAGAAAACUUGGUACAAGAGAAAAUCCAGGCUGGUCAUUUGUGGGAACUUCGCAGUGAGCGACGGGGCACAGGUCUAUGCCGAAACAGCACCAGCGGAGGCUGUGCGCGCAGGCCUUGCUGUGUCCAGCAGAAAUCAGUGGCACAUUGCCAUCUUGGACGUGGUGGCAGCGUUUGUGAAGACACCGCUGGGGAGAUCGGCUUCAGAUCCAGUGGUGGUCGCACAACCGCCCAGACUUUUGGAAAGCCUCGGUGUUUCAGUAAAAAUGGAGCUGUGGGGAUUACUCCGCGCCCUCUACGGCUUACGAGAAGCUCCACUGUUGUGGGGAAACUUUCGUGAUGAUACUUUACGGACGUUGAAAACGCCUCAUGGACUGCUCUGGAAACAAGGGAAGGCUAUCACAUCAUGGUGGUCUAUCUUAGAUGGUCUUGGACAUGUCACAGCUUUGGUGGUCGUGUAUGUGGACGAUUUCAUGAUAUGUGGGCCAAAGGAGAUUGUAGAGGA